Acanthoscelides obtectus is the source of this 699-nucleotide messenger RNA. NCBI's taxonomy places the organism in Eukaryota, Metazoa, Arthropoda, Insecta, Coleoptera, Chrysomelidae. The record is from the annotation of a GenBank genome assembly.
CCGUAAUGUUGGUUGCGGUAAGGCAUCGAAGACAUACAUUGGAUUUUGUAAAACGUCCUAGGAUCUAGUAGUUUUAAUUAAUGUGGCAACCACGUGUGGCACUGUCAUUAUUUGACGUUGUGACGUAACUGCUUUGAUUCAGUGAAUGUACUUUAUAUUUUUUCAAUAUUACAGUAAACAUUAUAGAAAAUUUAAGUUCUGAUUUGAGAUGUUAGCUCAUCGUCCUACAUUAAUAUUAGUGCGAUAAGCAGUAAAAACAUGGAGCACAACUCUAAAGUGGCACCCGGGUGGAAUGACCCUCCCGUUUUAAACUAUAGCUCCUCAAAUCCUCCUCCGAAAUCAAGAAUAAUGAAUAAAAGAGUAGCUUUCCCUUUGAAUACGAAUAAUGUCCCUGGUUCAUCUAUUCCAUCAAGUUCUUCCAUGCCUCCUCUUCCACAACCACAAGAAGAUAUGUUUCAAGCUACAAGGCAAAGAUUACAAGGUCUUUUUCAAAAUGAAGAGGCACUGUAUCAGUUUUGCAAAGAUUGGCAAGAUGACAAAAUCAAUGAAGACUGCAAAAGGACUGUGUACUAUUUAGGGAAAUAUUUAAGUGAAAACAACAAGGGUGAAGCCGAAAAGAUGAAAUUGAAAUUAUGUUCCAGUUAUAAAGAUGUUUGUCAGUCGUGGUUGGAUUUUAUUAAAUUUUAAUUAUUUCGUCGG